Molecule: messenger RNA, 561 nt
Organism: Aspergillus luchuensis
Lineage: Eukaryota; Fungi; Ascomycota; Eurotiomycetes; Eurotiales; Aspergillaceae
Product: histone-fold domain-containing protein
Exons: 4
Coding region: 1-561 (186 amino acids)
Cellular component (GO): nucleus; CHRAC
Molecular function (GO): protein heterodimerization activity
Source: RefSeq, a predicted model, not a curated record
AUGCCGCCCAAGGACAAAGCUGCCGCGGAAGCAUCAUCUUCCCAAGAGAUCACGGGCCAGAGCGCACUUCCCAUCUCGCGGAUCAAGAAGAUUAUUCAAUUAGAUGACGAUAUCGUACAAUGUUCGAGCAACGCUACGUUUGUGAUCGCAAUGGCUACGGAACUGUUUAUCCAAUACCUUACCGAACAAGGACACAACGUCGUUAAAUCAGAACGGAAGCCGCGCAAGCUUAUCCAAUACAAAGACCUGGCUACGGCCGUAUCACGCAUCGAUAAUCUCGAAUUCCUCUCCGACGUGAUUCCCAAAACCACAACCUAUAAGCAGUUCAAGGAGAAACGGGCAAAGGAGAAGGAACCCGGACCCGAGAAGGGACAGCGCACAUUAAACGGCAAUAUACCUGCAGCGGUCGAAGAGAAAGAGGAAGUCGAGGAACAACAGAGUCUACAGCCAGUAGAGGACAAGCCUUCGAGGGGUUCUCGACCGCCAACGGUGACAAUGAUGGUGGAUCGAACGGUUGAUGCAUCUGCGGGAGAUCAGGAUGUCGAGAUGACGGACCAGUGA